GCAAUUGGUGUAAUCAUCCCAGCUCCUAGUGGGACUGUAAACAAAGAAUUCUUUCCAGCCUUUAAUUUGUGUUGCUAUAAAAUUGAAAUUAAAAAGAAGAUCUUUACCAAUCCCACUGUCUGAGUUAUUACAAUGGCAAGUUCAAUGUCAAGCAUGAUUGGGCACGAGGGUAUCAAGGCAAGUCCCAGAAUACCAACGACUCCUGGAGGUUUGUCCUGGAAUCCGAUUUCCAGUGUCACUCUCUCAAAGUGGAAGAAUGAGAUCAGUUUCUUGGGAGUUGACUUUCAUCAAAUUAAUCGAAGGAAAUCGUUUCGGGUGUCCUCUAAUACUGUGCCAGGAGGUCCACCCCCUUCAGGCCCACCUUCUUCAAAUUCCAUCAGGAGGGGGAUUCUUGGAUUGGUAGUGUCUUUCAUUCUUCCUUUCUUCACCAACAUAUGGGCUCCAUUAGGGGUUUUCAAACACAGAAUUGAAAGUGCAGUUCAGACAGUGGAGAACAUAGUUGAAGCUGUGGAGGAAGUGGCCGGAAAAGUAGACAAGAUUGCAGAAGAGAUAAUCGAUGAUCUUCCACAAGGCAAGAUAAGAGAUCUUGUCGAAUUUGUUGAAGAUGCUGCAGAAGCAACAGCCAAGACUGCUGAUAGCCUCGACGAUGUCAUAGACAAGGUUCAGGAAGUUGGAGAUCAUGUAGAUGACAUUGUUCAAUCUGCCGUUGAAGAUGCCAAGAUUUCUCCUGUUGGAUCAAAUUAGUUAUCCUUCACAUCCUUUAACGACUCUUCUUUAAAUGAAAGCCAUUAAUUUUCUUUUCCUAAUUUCUUAUUUUUCCCACAGUUCAUGUGAAGCAAAAAUAUAAACUAAGUCCAAUAGUGCAUGGGCUAAAAUGAAAUUUUUAAAAAAAUAAAAAAAUCAAAAGGGUUUAAAGGGCCUUUUUGGACUUCUAAGCCAAUAAA
Messenger RNA from Andrographis paniculata, 944 nucleotides. RefSeq lists its product as uncharacterized. The transcript has 5 exons. The record is from RefSeq and is a predicted model, not a curated record. The coding region runs from base 133 to 744 and encodes 203 amino acids. Lineage: Eukaryota; Viridiplantae; Streptophyta; Magnoliopsida; Lamiales; Acanthaceae.